Molecule: messenger RNA, 1494 nt
Organism: Suillus fuscotomentosus
Lineage: Eukaryota; Fungi; Basidiomycota; Agaricomycetes; Boletales; Suillaceae
Exons: 6
Coding region: 139-1332 (397 amino acids)
Biological process (GO): protein K48-linked deubiquitination
Cellular component (GO): cytosol; cell periphery
Molecular function (GO): K48-linked deubiquitinase activity; cysteine-type deubiquitinase activity; cysteine-type carboxypeptidase activity
Source: RefSeq, a predicted model, not a curated record
GAAUCUUGACACUGAAGAAUGUUGUGAAAACAAGUGUCAAAUUUAACUGUGACGACCAGGUUACCAAGGUUGCACCGCCACGAGCCUCGGGCCCUUUCGGUGUUCGCCUUCUUGGUUACUACCCCAACUGUAGCUUUCAUGACAGAGCGUGCUGAUACCCUCCAUGUAUCAAGAGCAGAAGUCUGGUACCUCAAGGAAAUCGCGUUUGGAAGCACGGAAACAAAGCGAAGAUUAAAGAUCAUAACACAGAAUUUCAAUGGACCUUGUUCAUUCAUUGCUAUUUGCAAUAUCCUGAUACUGCGAGGGCAAAUUGAGAUCCUGCCGUAUGAGCGGGGAACAGUGUCGUAUGAGUUUCUUGCGCAGCUCGUAGGAGAGUAUCUCCUCAUGAGCUGUCCGGAUAUUGACGUCUCUGCUGCGCUCUCGAUUAUGCCCAGCACCACCAAGGGCCUCGACCUGAACCCUGUCUUCACAGGCGCUACGUCGUUUCGACCUGCAGGGGAAGGUGGCGAAUUGAAAUUGUUCGAGCAGGCAGGGAUAGAGCUCGUGCAUGGGUGGCUUGUUGACCCUGACAGCGAGGAGUACAGGGUGUUGCGGCAUGUGCGUGAUUACGAUACUGCUGUAACACUCAUUGCGGAUGCGGAUCAUAUCACGAGCGGACGGUUGUUGAGUGGGGAUGUGUGGGGUGAAGGAGAAGGAGAGGGAGAGAGUAGCAGUCAAGUGGGGAGCGGCCCGAGUGGCUAUGCGGGCCCGAGUAGUGCUAGCGAUAAUUAUUCGGAGAAAGAUAGAGAGAAGAUCGAACAUGCGCUUGUGACACAAGCGUUCCUGGAUAGUACCAAGUCUCAAUUGACGUAUCAUGGGCUGUUUCAACUUGCGUCUACGUUACAGCCAGGGUCGCUUGUUGCAUUGUUCCGAAAUUCGCACCUUUCCGUGUUGCAUAAGCGAGAGGGAGAGGAUUCGUCGCUUUACAGCUUGGUCACGGAUCAUGUGUUCUUGCAAGAGCCGUCGGUAGUAUGGGAGCGCUUAGAAGAUGUCGAUGGGGUUGGGUCGACGUUCGUGGACUCGGAUUUUGUUCGUUCGACACCUGUGGGGGGCGACUUCGCUGGACAAACGGCGGAAAGCGCAUUGCAUGCCCUAGAGAUGGAAGGAAACCCAGAUGUGAUAUUAGCACGACAACUACAAGCGGAAGAAGAUGCGCGGUCGCAUGAGAUAUAUAAGCGGAGGCAGCAACAGCAGGAGAUUCGACAGAAGGAAGAGGAGGAGCGGAAACGGAAGAAUGAGGAUAAUGCUAGUAGGAAAAGCAAGAAAACGAAAGACAAGUGCAUUAUAAUGUAGAAUGCUAUACCCGAUAAUUUUAUAUGUAUUGCCAUGUCAUAUGUGCCAUGUAUCUGCGUCGGCUUGCGUGUGAGCGAAACAUAAUUGCAACCAAUAGAUUGGAUUGUAAUCAUCAAGAGAAUGAUCAAAAUCAUGAUGCGGAAUGGGAACAAUGCCACAAGA